AUGAGCGAGUCCGCGGUUCUUGCGCGCGACGCCCAUCCCUCCCUCACCUGCAUGCCGCGCCUCCCCUGCAUUUCCCCCGCUUCCGCUUCCGCCAAGCAUGCCGCCGCCGCGCCCCUCCUUUCCCCCGAAGGCCGCGGCGGGCAACCCGAAUCGAGCGCGACGGAAGAGGGGAAGAGCGCAGAAGCGCAGCGCGCGUGCCGCGUGAGCGUGGCGGUUCUGGCGGUGAAAGACUUGAAGGAUGGGGCGAUUAAGGACGUCACCGACGCGGCGCGGCAGGCUGCUAAUCUUCUGCAAGUGCCGACUAUGGCGCUGAUUAAAGUGGAAAACUCUCACUUUUGCACCAAGGAGAUCAAGGGGAAGUCGGCGGAGGGUAAGGGGAAGGCGGGGGAGAAGGGGGGAAAAAAGGGCAAGGGGGGGGAUGGAAAAGGGGGAGCGGCGGACGGGGAAGCGCAAGCGGAAGCUCAGACGGUUGAAGCGCAAGCGGAAACGCAGGGGGAAGCGCUUUCGGGGGAAGCGCAAUCCGCGGAAGGGCUGAUAGAAGUCAACCAGGGGCACGCGUUCACCGUGAAAGGCGAAACCACCGCGACCGUGUCCGUCGCGCUCGUACACUGCGCGCUGGGGCGCGGCGCGGUGGCCAUCGGGCUGAAGCAGGUGGUCGGCGCCAUCGAGCCGCUCUCCGUCGCGUCGCUUCUCGAGCUCGAUCCGGAUAAGGCGGUCGAGCCGCAGUGGUACGACCUCCGCGCGCCGACGGGGAAGAAGGGCGCGAUCGUGGGGAGGAUUCUGCUGCAGGCGGUGGCGGCGCGCGCGCCUCCGGAGCAGCACGUGUCGCUUUUCAUUGGCUCCUGGAACGUGGGAAACGCGCCGCCCGCGGCGGAUCUCUCCCCGUGGCUCCCCGUGGGCGGCAGACACGAUCUGAUCGCGAUCGGAUCCCAGGACAGCACAAAAGCUAACGGGAAAAUGCCUCCCCCGAACAGCCCCAGUAAAGAGGAAGAAAAUAACGCGGGAAUGAGCGGGAAAGGAGGGGGGGCCAAGCCGGGCGUGAGUCGCAUGAGUGAGAACACAAGUGGGAGUGACGUGGCACUGGGGCGAGAAGCAGGCGAUGUGAUUGGUGCAAGCUUCCAGGGCUCCCCUGAGGGGGAGCAAGGGGGCGGAAUGGGCGCGGGGACAGGGGCGGGGGGAAAGGGGAUUGAACCGAGGGAGGGCCAGGCUGGGGAGGAGAGGAACGGUGGGUCGGCUCGGCAACCGCUGAGCCCGAUGCUGGGAGGAGGAGGAGAGGGAGGAGAGGGGAUGAGAGAGGAAGGAGGGGCGCGGACACCUGGGGAAGGGGGGGCGACGCCUGGGGAAGGGGGGGAAGGCGGGGGGGAUUCGACCCCGAGAGAGGGGCACAAACGAGUGUUGAGUGCGGGGAGCCUGGCUAUCUUUCGAGGGGGAUCAGGCCAGGAGAAGGGCAGCAAGGCGUUGCCGUCGCUGACAUCAAAGAAAUCCCUGGAGAAACAAGCGCGGGCGGCGGUGCAUGUGAGCACGUUGGAGCAGAUCCGCAACAGGGAGUUUGACGCUCUACUGGAGUAUGACGAGUUGCAGCGGGAGAUUCGGGAGGGCCGUGGUUUUUACAAGUUCCAAGAGGCUCCCAUCACCUUCGCGCCAACCUUCAAGGUGAUUCGAAACGAGGUGGGUAAAUACAACGCCAAGCGGUUACCAGCGUGGUGCGACCGCAUCCUCUGGCGCUCACUGUCUGGCUGCCAGCUGGCUUGCACUCGCUACGACGCCGCUCACGACGUGGGGAGCAGCGACCACAAGCCAGUGCUGGCAGAAUUCGAGCUGACCACGCACGCCCUGCCAGUGGGGUUGGACCCUGCUGAUGCCUCACUGGUGGCGGCAGAGGAGGGGGCCGUGGGUAUGGUGGCGCGCCGGCUGCACCGCAGCGCUUCCUCCCGGCAUGGUGACAUGCGCUGGCACAUUCAGUUCGCAUCUCUCAUGGGCUCUGACCUCCUCUCAGCUGACGCAAAUGGCCUCUCCGACCCCUACGUGCGAUUCACAGGACCCAAUCUGCAGCACAGCUCUCACACCAAGCCGCGCUACAGGACGCUCAACCCUGUGUGGACGCAGGAGGACAUUUCGAGCAUUGUCUUGGAGAACCUUUCCUUACAAUCACAUGAGAAGGACUAUUUGCUGGCAGCAAUUCUCGACCAUGACGUCACCAACCAAGAUGACCCCAUAGGUUUUUGCAGCCAUCCCUUUGACCUCAGGCAUGGAUGCUCUGAUCUGAGAGCCAAUGGCCGACUUCUGAGUCGACUAAAAAUGCCUUUUUCGUCUGCUUCCUUGUCGUGCUCCUCAGGUUUUGCUACCAUCGCAUUGGCCCCAGCCGUGCACGCCGUGAGAGCCAAUGGCCGACUUCUGAGUCAGCUCUAA
Messenger RNA from Closterium sp. NIES-65, 2409 nucleotides. The record is from the annotation of a GenBank genome assembly. Lineage: Eukaryota; Viridiplantae; Streptophyta; Zygnematophyceae; Desmidiales; Closteriaceae.